ACGCAGGUGAAUCCCAUCUGAGGCAAAGCAGGUGGUCUGCGCACACCAAGAUACAGAGAGAGAGAGGGAGAAAGAGAGAAAGAGGGAAGUAGCGCGCGGCACAGUGGUCGGGCUGCACACCAACAACAACCAACCUGUGGAUAGAGCGCGCGCGGUGCGCCAUCGCCACCUCUCCUUUUCUGAUUUGAAGCCCGACAUCCAUCAUCCAUGGUCCGGGAGAGGAUGCCGGGUUCAUACACCAGAGGAGGAGAGCAACCUAAAAGUUGAGGGGUCGUGUGCCAGUCCUCAUCCCUCCUCCUUCCCACCUCAGCUUCAUGAAUGGCAGCACCAUGGAGGAGAUGCCGUUCGAAAGAGUUAAGACGCGGCGGAGGAAAGGUCGCUGCCCGCCCGGCACACCACUGGGAUCCAUCGAGUGCGAGGAUGAAUUCAAAAGCCAGGAGCUGGAAACUCUCUUCCAGACCUACAACCUGAAGCUGGAGCAGACCGCUACCCUCAAGGCUCUGGCGGUGCUCAUCGUGGCCGCGUCGUCGCUGUCUCUGGUGGAGCUGCUGUCCAGCCAGCGGCUCACCUUGUCAAAGGGCUCCUACCCGGUGCACUGCGUGGUGUUCCUGUCGCUCUUCAUCGUCACCAACGUCAAGUACCUGCAGGUGACGCAGCUGCAGCAGAUCGCCAAGCUUGCCCUGCUGUUCAGCUUCACCUUUGCGCUGCUCUGCUGUCCGUUCCCACUUGCGUUAGGCACGGCGGACGCGGUGAGCGCCGCAGCCCCGGAGCAGGGUGUAUGGCAGCUCAUGCUGGUCACUCUGGUGGCUUACGUGCUGCUGCCUGUGCGGACGCUGCUGGCCGUGUUGUUUGGGGUGAUGCUGGCUACAGCCCACUUCAUUGUAAUUGCGACCUCCGUGGCCGGGAAGAGGCAGAAACCGUGGAGACCGCUGGUGGCCAACGCGGUGCUUUUCACCAGUGUCAACCUUUCGGGGGUGUUUGUGAGAGUUCUCACCGAGCGCACUCAGAGAAAGGUCUUUCUGCAGGCUCGCAAUUGCAUCGAGGAGCGGUUGCGGCUGGAAGACGAAAAUGAGAAACAGGAGCGUCUCCUAAUGAGCCUGUUGCCAAGAAAUGUUGCUAUGGAGAUGAAGGAGGACUUCCUGAAGCCACCGGAGAGAAUUUUUCACAAGAUCUACAUCCAGCGCCAUGACAAUGUCAGCAUCCUGUUUGCAGACAUUGUGGGAUUCACCAGCUUGGCUUCUCAGUGCACUGCUCAGGAACUGGUCAAGCUGCUCAAUGAACUCUUUGGGAAGUUCGAUGAAUUGGCAACGGAGAAUCACUGCAGGCGCAUAAAAAUUUUGGGUGACUGUUACUAUUGUGUGUCAGGACUAACGCAACCCAAGGCAGACCAUGCUCACUGCUGUGUGGAGAUGGGACUGGAUAUGAUUGAUACAAUCGCGUCGGUGGUUGAAGCAACAGAGGUGGAUCUAAAUAUGCGCGUUGGACUGCAUACCGGACGGGUUCUGUGUGGUGUGUUGGGCCUGAGGAAGUGGCAGUACGAUGUCUGGUCAAACGAUGUUACAUUGGCAAAUGUGAUGGAGGCCGGUGGGCUGCCUGGUAAGGUGCACAUUACAAGGACCACCAUGGAGUGUUUAAAUGGAGACUAUGAGGUGGAACCCGGUUUUGGCCAUGAGAGGCAUGCCUUCUUGCAGAAGCACCACAUCGAGACUUUCUUCAUCGUGCCUUCGCACCGACGUAAAAUUUUCCCUGGUAUUAUCCUGUCAGACAUCAAACCAGCCAAGAGGAUGAAGUUCAAGACGGUGUGCUAUCUGCUGGUGCAACUCAUGCAUUGUAGGAAGAUGUUCAAGGCUGAGAUCCCCUUCUCUAAUGUCAUGACCUGUGAGGACGACGACAAGCGGCGAGCUCUGCGGACUGCAUCAGAGAAGCUGAAGAGCCGAACAUCCUUUUCAGCCACCGCUGUGCAGCACUCCCCGGCCACAAGAGUCAACCGUUACAUCGGUCGGCUUAUUGAAGCACGGCAGACCGAGUCCAGGACAUCGGACCUGAACCAAUUUACCCUGUUUUACAGGAGUAGAGACAGGGAGCACAGGUAUCACCAGGUUUAUGAUGACCAUUUCAUCAGUGCGGUGGUUCUCUCUCUGAUCCUGGGUGCUCUGUUCAGCCUUAUCUAUCUACUAAUGAUCCCACAGGGGAGGUUGGUGUUGCUACUGUUGGUGCUGUGUGUGUGUUUCCAUGUCGCCUGUGUGAUGUACCUGCAUCUCACCAAAGUUCAGUGCCAACCAGGAUGUCUGACCAUCCAGAUUCGAACAGUCCUCUGCAUCUUCUUGGUUAUGCUCACCUACUCUGUUACACAGGCCUGUGUGGCGGGUUGUGUGCCUUGGGGUAAAAUUGAGAGGAACUCUAGCCGUUUUGUGGAAGACAUCCCUGCCAAUGCCCUCGGCGUUGGACGUUCCAACAGCUCCACAGUGGACAGGAUGGUUCCCAGCAUGGCUUAUGCCCUGCUGUCCUGUGUGGCGGGGACCCUAACUGUAGUCCCUUACCUCCGUGUUUCAUCUCUCCCUAAGAUUUUGCUGCUCUUCAUCGUCUCUGUUACCUACACGGCGGUUAUGGAGAGCAGUGGCUACCGACAGGCGGUGGGUGGCGGCUUUCUUCACACAAGGGGCUACGAUCCAGUGUUGGCUGUCCUGCUGUUUUCAGGAGCUCUGGCUCUUCAUUCCAGGCAGUUGGAUUUGAAGCUGCGGCUUGACUAUCUUUGGGCAACACAGGCAGAAGAGGAGAGAGAUGAUAUGGAGAAGGUAAAGCUGGACAAUAAGAGAAUACUGUUCAACCUGCUUCCAGCUCAUGUGGCUCAGCACUUCCUGAUGUCAAACCCAAGAAACAUGGACCUUUAUUAUCAGUCCUAUGCUCAAGUUGGUGUUCUGUUUGCCUCCAUCGCCAACUUCAAUGACUUCUACAUCGAGCUGGAUGGGAACAACAUGGGAGUCGAGUGCCUGAGGCUGCUCAAUGAGAUCAUUGCGGACUUCGAUGAGCUCAUGGAUAAAGAUUGCUACAGGGAUAUUGAGAAAAUCAAGACCAUUGGUAGUACAUAUAUGGCUGCAGUGGGGCUGGUCCCUACAACUGCUUCUAAGACAAAAAAGUCCAUCACUUCACACUUACGCAUGGUGUCAGACUUUGCCAUUGAGAUGUUUGAUGUUCUUGAUGCCAUCAACUACCAGUCCUACAACGACUUUGUCUUAAGAGUAGGAAUCAACGUUGGCCCUGUGGUGGCAGGAGUGAUUGGAGCCCGUCGGCCUCAGUAUGAUAUCUGGGGAAACACAGUAAAUGUAGCCAGCAGGAUGGACAGUACAGGAGUUCAAGGAAAAAUACAGGUGACAGAGGAUGUCUACCGCCUCAUUUCCGACUACUACAACUUUGUGUGUCGGGGUCAAGUCAGUGUGAAGGGCAAAGGCCAGAUGCUUACAUACUUUCUGGAGGGAUGCAGGAAAGGGAGCAGGCCAUCUCAGAGCCAGCAGCCACAGCACACCAACAGUGAGCGACGGUCGAGCGCCUUUACCCACAGCAGUGUUUGCACCAAGCUUAGUCCCACACAAACAGUGACCAGCUACUCAAACAUCAGGACCCCGAGCCCAGGCGUGCCGAAAGUUACCACAUCCACCAGCACUACCAGGUAUCUGCCAUCAGCUUCUGCAGCAGUGGUGUAAUGCAUGCUAUCCCAAAGAGAGUUUGGGA
Messenger RNA from Cyprinodon tularosa, 3729 nucleotides. It is a transcript of the gene adcy1a, whose product is annotated as adenylate cyclase 1a. Gene Ontology annotation, cellular component: plasma membrane. Gene Ontology annotation, molecular function: adenylate cyclase activity. Lineage: Eukaryota; Metazoa; Chordata; Actinopteri; Cyprinodontiformes; Cyprinodontidae. Gene Ontology annotation, biological process: adenylate cyclase-activating G protein-coupled receptor signaling pathway; intracellular signal transduction; cAMP biosynthetic process. The transcript has 20 exons. The coding region runs from base 315 to 3701 and encodes 1128 amino acids. The record is from RefSeq and is a predicted model, not a curated record.